Molecule: messenger RNA, 831 nt
Organism: Drosophila persimilis
Lineage: Eukaryota; Metazoa; Arthropoda; Insecta; Diptera; Drosophilidae
Gene: Osi20
Exons: 2
Coding region: 1-831 (276 amino acids)
Source: RefSeq, a predicted model, not a curated record
AUGGCCAUCCGUUUCACGUCCUUGCUCGCGGUCGGUUGUGUGCUGCUAGUGUCUGGUGCUGUGUCUGGCGCUGCCAUCGAGAAUGCGGUCACACCGCGCAUCCACAGCUCCGACGAGCUGAUCUCGACCAUUGUGGAUAAGUGCUUCCAUGCCAAUGCCAUGCAUUGCCUGAAGGAAAAGGUGCUGACCUAUCUGGACACGAUGGCUAAUGUGGAGGAGGAGGUCAGUGGGCGUGCCUUCGACGACGAUGUCAUCGACAAAGUCAUUGUGGAUCGCAUUGGCCGCAUUCUGCACACCAACGAGAUGCGUCUCCAGCUGCCAGAGACCUUCUUCGCCAGCUCCGUGAUGACCUAUCGUGCUGACCGCGGCUUCGACCUGGAGCUGCCAAAAGAGGAGGGUCGUGCCGAGAAAAAGAACAAGGACAAGCUCUUCCUGCCCCUGCUGCUGCUCAUGAAGCUGAAGCUUAAGGUGGUCAUGCCCAUUCUGCUGGCUCUGAUCGGUCUGAAGGCCACCAAGGCUCUGAUCCUGUCCAAGAUCGCCAUUAAGCUGGUGCUCGGCUUCCUCAUCUACAAUCUCAUCCAGAAGUUGGGUGGCAUGAAGAUGAACAUGGUGCCAAUGCCAGCUCCGGCCACGGAAUACGGUGUGCCCAGCACCACGGCCUCCUCGUACGACCCCAGCAGCUGGGAGCCAAUGAACAGCGGACCCUAUGCCCGCUGGGACUCGCAGAACCUGGCCUAUAGCUCUUACCACCCCAGCAGCUCCUCGUCGUACUCGUCCGGCUCAUCGUCGAGCUCAUCCCCCAGCUCGUCCAGCUACAGCUCUUCCUCUUAA